GUUUAUCUACCCUAUUAUUCGGGGAAAAACAUUAAUAUAUUUAUAAUUAUCCUUUAAUUACUGGAAACUUCUUAUUUUAAUGUCAAUAAAUUAACAUGUAGAUUCCAAUUUAUGAUGUUUCCCAUUUUAAUUCCCCUUUUGUCUUUUUCCUCUCUUCUUCCUGUUAUACGGUUAUAUUAACUCUAGAACAGGCAUUCCCAUUUCUAUAUUGUUUGACUUUGAUUAUUGUUUCCUCUGUGUCACCGGCUCCCACUGAAACAAGCAAAAUCGAUGGCUGGUUUAGAGAGGUCUGUGACGUCGUUUCGAAGGCAAGGAUCGUCGGGGUUGGUUUGGGAUGACAAGUUUUUAUCCGGAGAGCUGAAGCAACAUAUGAGACAUAAAGAAGCAGAAGAUAAAGAUAACAACAAUGGAGAGUUAAGGGCUUCACAAAGCGUGAUGAUGCAGCGUAGUCGAUCAGAAGGUGGCAGUGGAGGCGGAGGACGAACUUAUGGGAAGGCUAAGCUCCCAUCUCCAACCAGGGACCCUCCGUCUCCCAAAGUCGUCGGAUGCUGUGCCUUUUUCGGUAAACCGGAGGCAUCCCGUAAUAAACCCCGGAAACCCAACAAGCGUAAGUCUUGAUCAUACAUAAUGCUUUGUAUAUGAUUUAAGUAAUAGCAUGUCUGAGUUCAGUUUCUAUUUGGGAUUUCGCUCUCUAUAUAAUAUAUAUUCGAGAAUUUAGAUGUAUAUCAACAACUUGCAGGAUUUUACCACAGCAUGCAGAAACCAAGCACAGAUGUUUGGUUCUUUUACAUUUCUUUCAAUGGAUUGUUUCAUGGGAGAAUUUUUUUU
Messenger RNA from Mangifera indica (mango), 828 nucleotides. Its product is annotated as MAPK kinase substrate protein At1g80180-like. NCBI's taxonomy places the organism in Eukaryota, Viridiplantae, Streptophyta, Magnoliopsida, Sapindales, Anacardiaceae. Bases 271 to 618 code for a protein of 115 amino acids. The record is from RefSeq and is a predicted model, not a curated record. The transcript has a single exon.